Esox lucius (northern pike) is the source of this 4642-nucleotide messenger RNA. Its product is annotated as SR-related and CTD-associated factor 4-like. Lineage: Eukaryota; Metazoa; Chordata; Actinopteri; Esociformes; Esocidae. Gene Ontology annotation, biological process: negative regulation of termination of RNA polymerase II transcription, poly(A)-coupled. Gene Ontology annotation, molecular function: RNA binding; RNA polymerase II C-terminal domain phosphoserine binding. The record is from RefSeq and is a predicted model, not a curated record. The transcript is spliced from 14 exons. The coding region runs from base 157 to 2754 and encodes 865 amino acids. Gene Ontology annotation, cellular component: nucleus.
UUCAAUCGGAAACUCUUAGCUUGGCCACACCCCAUUUAAGACAGCGGAUAGAAACGCGAGGUAGCUAAUGUUUGCUACGAAAACAAGCGCUUCAAACUAGUUAGCUACGUAUUAUGAACUUAAAAAUAUAAUUAUUCGGCACACCAACUACUUAGCAUGGAUGCCGUAAACGCUUUCAACUUGGAGUUGUUCUCCAUGAUUGACAUGAAACCUCCUAUAUCACGAGCAAAGAUGAUGUCGGUCACAAAGUCAGCGAUCAAGGCUAUCAAGCUGUACAAGCACGUCGUCCAGAUUGUUGAAAAGUUCAUAAAAAAGUGUAAGCCGGAGCUGAAGGUCCCUGGGCUGUACGUCAUGGACUCGAUAGUGCGGCAGUCCCGCCACCAGUUUGGUGUGGACAAGGACGUGUAUGGACCCAGAUUCCAGAAGAACUUCACCCCGACCUUCCAGAACCUCUACCUCUGUCCUCACGAUGACAAGAGUAAGAUCAUUCGUGUUCUCAACCUGUGGCAGAAGAACUCUGUGUUUGAGAUGAACGUCGUCCAGCCCCUAUUGGACAUGGCCACUGGCUCGUUCGUCCCAGUUCCCUCCCCUCAGGCAGAUCGGCAGGCGGCAGCCCAGCAUGAAUCCCAGCCCCAGGCUGCAGGCCAGCUUGAAGCCCAGCACCAGGCUGCGGCCCAGCAUCAAGCCCAGCCCCAGGCAGCCACUCAACUGCUCACCACAAGUGCCUCGAUAGCCGCCGCCCUGCCCCAACUACCCCCACAACUCCAGAACCCUGAGGCCCUGGCUGCCGUGGCACAGCUGUUUCAGUCGGGACAAGGACACGAGCUCCAGAAGUUGCUUCAGAACUUCCAGAUGGGGCAGCAGAUGCCUCCUGCUGCUUCCAACAUCGUGGUGACCCACCCACAAGUGAACCAAGACCCGCUCAACACGCAUCUUCCUGUGUUCGACCCCCCUCCCACACAGCCUUUGGAGCAGAAUAACUUACUGGCCAAGAAACUCCUGGAUCGCUUUGAUUAUGAUGACGAGCCCGAAGAGGUGAAGAAAGACGAGAUUAGUUCUGUUGGGCAAGGAAACCCAUAUGGCCAGUUUCCUGGCACAGUGCCGACUGCCGUGGAGCAUCAGUUCCAGGGCCACAUUAUACCUGGCCUCGCAGGGGCUCCGCAAACUGCCGGUGUGGGAUAUUCCAGUCUAAAUGAGGGUUACGCCCAGAACCAGGGAAACUCCAGGGAAAGAGAAGAUCCAUCUGGGAGGAGGGAGGGGCGGCAGCGUGGCAGUGGUCAUGCCAGAAGGUCACGGUCCAGGUCGGGCUCUCGUUCUCCCAGGAAAAGGAGGUCCCGGUCUGGCUCUCGUUCCCGCAGGCCUCGAAACUCCUCCCGACGCUCCGGGUCCUGCUCCAGGGAAAGCAGAUGGAGCUCCCCACGCUCCCGGUCGCAGGAAAGGAAAGAGAGGGAAACGGACAAAGAGCGUCGACAGAAAGGUCUGCCUAGUAUCAAGAGCCAAACUCUCAGUGUUUGCACCACCACCCUUUGGGUGGGACAGCUGGACAAGAAAACCAAUCAGCAGGAUGUCAUGUCUCUACUGGAGGAGUUUGGACAGAUAGACUCCAUCAAUAUGAUCCCUCCUCGGGGAUGUGCCUACAUAGUGAUGGUCCACAGACAGGAUGCUUACAGGGCUCUACACAAACUCAGCAGAGGUUCAUUUAAGGUCAACCAGAAGGCCAUCAAGAUAGCGUGGGCGUUGAACAAGGGAAUAAAGGUGACCCAUAAGAAGUUCUGGGACGUGGAACGCGGUGUUACCUACAUCCCCUGGAGCAAGGUGAAGGUGGAGGAGCUGGAGGGCUACAGGGAGGGAGGCAUGCUGGAUGCGGACACGCUCUGUCCAGAGUGGGGAGAGAAAGUGAAGGAGCUGACUAAACCUGGAGGACUGAACAACGGAGAAGUGGACAGCAUGCAGAUGGAGGGAGCUGGCUCCGCCCAUGUGCAGGUGCCUUCAGCCCAGGCUGGCGGGACCAUGGGGAGUCCCCCAGGUUUCCCUGGCUCGAUGGGUCUGCCUCCCCCCUCCCUCAGCCCCGGGGGGCCAUCUUCCUUCAUGCCAACUGGUUUCAACCCCACACAAAUGCCUCCCGGGUUCCAUCCUCCAGUCGUGGGAGGCCCAGGGUGCACUAAAGAGGAGCAACUUUCAAAAGACAAACCCAGGGGGAGUGGUUCCUCCUCAGACAGUGGUUCGGACAACCAGCAGGGAGCUCCGGGACCAAGUGGGCCGGGGCCUGUGAUGAGUCCCCCUGGCCCAGCGGGGCUAAUGCCUCCAAGGCCGGGCAUGCCCAUGGGGCCUUCCCAGGGACCACCACCCCCACACCUUCAACCCCACUUCCCCCCUCACAUGCCACCCCCCAACAUGCCCCCAAUGAUGAUGGGCCCCAGAGGCCCCGGACCCAUGUUCCACCCCAGAGGGGGCCCUUUGGGUGGGUUCAGGAUGCCCAUGGGCCACCCUCCUAUGGAAGAUUUCCCCUCCUACGGACCUCAUGGGCCCAACUUCCAGCCCGGUCCGCCUGGCAUGGAGGAAGAGGGCGGUUGGGAGGACCGGAGACACUUCCGUGGUGAGAGAUCCGGAUUCGGUGGUCGAGGCAUGGGCAGGGGGGGGUUUGGAGAGCGGGGAGGACCGUUCCCCAGGGGAGGGGGUAACGAUUGGUCCAGAGACGGACCCGAGGGGAGGGGCCGCUUCAUGAACCGACGGGAUAGAUAUGAACGGUGUUGAAACCGGUCACCAGGUGGUGAAGGACAGACUGGCUCCUCGUCCUGGGUCCUUCUCCAGGCAGGAAGACAUUUGUUAAACAGGAAUGAACUACUGAACACCAUAAACAACACAAUUCAGCCAACAUGAGACGGAUAUGCCUGAGAACUACCUGGAGACUGACAAAGUCAGAUAUAAACAGGUCCCUGAUGGGUCCCAACACAUUAGGACUUACACAGAGAACAUGGCUGGUUUCCCAAAGUAUAGCCCAAGUCCUGGACAUAAAAAGCAACUUCACAGGUCUCCGUCCAGAAAAGAACCCUAAACAAAAAAUCAGUGUAGAGAAAGUCAAAAUUUGAAGUUGAGUGAACAGCUUUGUCCCUAUCUUUUGACAGUGUGUACUGACUGCAAACUACAGACGGAUAUUACUUUGUAAAUACUGUAUGGUUGUGCUGAAGGCCAAUAUCCUUUUUGUAAAUUUUUAAGUGGACGUUUAUUCACGCUCCAGUGUUUCUGUCACUAGGGUAGUGGGGGGGCUUUUGAUUUGCUCAAAAUAUGAUUCAGAAUUUAGAUCGUCAGCAGUUGGUUUUGUAGUAAAAAUAUCUUUGUACAAAUCAAAUGUGUCUUCAUUGAGAGUUGUGUAUGGGUGGGUACACUGACUGUAAGUGGUUCUGGAUAAGAGUGACUGACUAAUGACUAAAUGUAAAAUUGGCAAAGCAGUUCGAUACGAUUCAGUUAGAAACUGGUAGUUAAGCAUACUUGUAAUGCCAUAAUUGUGGUUUUGAUUCCAGAGGCUGCUUAAAAAAAAUGAGGCAGAAUAAUUUUUUUUCUUAUUUUAAUCUGCUUUUUAGUUUUAUAUGAUUUUUUUUCCCAGUCACUAAGAUGAAAGAACAUUAUCUACCUAUAGAGAGCGCUGUACCUCUGGUUUCCUGGCCGAUAUCUCAGCCAGGCUCCCAUUGCAUCCAUCACUGAUCAACCAGGGGCUGUCUGUGCAGGGAAUGCAGUGACAUUUGGGACGUGAGGCCUCGGUUGAGGAGAUGGGCAAGGCCCUCUACAGAAUUGAGUUUGAUAGACUAAAGUAGACGGAGGGGUGCACCAUUUAAAGAUUUCUUCACCACACCUAUAACUUUUUUUAGUUGCAAUGCCCUUGCUUAGGAGACCCAGAGCCUUUGAUUGUUGAAUUAGUAAUGUUAGUGGUAGGCCAGAACAAAACGGUGGCACAUCUUUUGUGUUUCCCUGGAUCAGAAUCAAUGCGAAAGGUUGGAUAUUUCCCAAAUUGAACUGUAUUCCCUAAAUAGAGCUUUGGCCAAAAUACGUGCUCUAUAGGGAACAAUAAUUUUCUUUGUUACAUUCUCUCUACGCUCAACUUGUGGUCUUUUGCCUCACCCAGAUGGUUCUGUUUUGGACAUCUGUUUACAAGGCCUGACCGCAACAUUUGUAUUAUUCUCGCCUGGCUCGUAAUCUGGCUGUUUUCCUACCAACACGCCUUUAAUUUAGGAUGAGUGCGUCCAGUGCCCGACUGCUCAUGAAACAAUGUUGUCGUUGACAUCUCAUAGUCUGCAUCUCAUGACCCCCUACAGCCUGAGGGAAUUCCUGCUGGAGAGCGAGACAAAGCUUUCACUGUUUGUUCCUCUAACUUUAGAAGAUAAGUGGGAAUAGUUUAACAUGUUUAUUUGAACUCUGUCUUCGCCUUGGUGGUCACAUUUCUUCGUGUGUUCCUUCAAAGUCAGCCGUGUGAUGAUGGGACUUUCAUUGUUAUAUAGUAAGAAAAAUUACAUACUUUAUAUUUCACCUAUACUUUUACAGUGCAUACCUUACCGAAGACGGGCAAUUUACUGGUUCAUUUAUUGUUUAUUUACUGUUUGAGGAAUUGAUGCAUAAACAGAGAAAUAAAAUAUUUCCAGAAAAUGGG